AUGAUGAAGAUGCACGGACUUGGCGACGGAGCAUACUGGAUAGUGAGCUACACAUACUACCUGAUUCUGUACACUGCGUACAUUGCCGUGUUCGUGGGCCUCGGAUCUUUGGCAAACCUUCCCAUUUUCCGCCUCAACGAUUACGGUGUACAAAUCGCGUUCUACUUCCUGUACGGCAACCUGCAGAUCGCCUUCGCCUUCCUAAUGAGCGGCGUGUUCGGCUCAACCCUGACGGCAAUGGUGUUUUCCUUCUUGUGGAUCUUCGGGGGCGGGCUGGUCAGCCUCUUCUUGAUGAAUCGCCUGAUCAUGGACGACGCUGUCUACGUCAAGCUGGUGCAGCUCGUUCCAGCCUUUAGCGCCUACAGGGGAUGGUUCGAGAUGGGCGUGUACAGCUUGCGCGCCAAGGAGCGAAGCAUUGAUGGCCUUACUUGGGAGUCCCUCAAUGACGACAAGAAUGACAUGGAUUUCUUGCUGGUGGCCUUCGUCGUGGAAUGGCCGCUUUUCAUGAUGGUGGCGUGGUAUGUAGAGCAGGUGUACUCAACGGGCACGGGUUUCAAUAGGCAUCCUUUUUAUUUCUUGCAAGGACUCCGUAAGGCGAAGAACACACGCGAAAAGCAAGUAAGAAGAUGGACUAAGUGCAGCAAUAUCAUGUAA
Messenger RNA from Ostreobium quekettii, 654 nucleotides. The record is from the annotation of a GenBank genome assembly. NCBI's taxonomy places the organism in Eukaryota, Viridiplantae, Chlorophyta, Ulvophyceae, Bryopsidales, Ostreobiaceae.